This is a messenger RNA of Papilio xuthus (Asian swallowtail), 671 nucleotides long. RefSeq names its product mitochondrial ribosomal protein S18A (gene mRpS18A). Gene Ontology annotation, biological process: mitochondrial translation. The transcript has 3 exons. The record is from RefSeq and is a predicted model, not a curated record. Bases 78 to 617 code for a protein of 179 amino acids. Gene Ontology annotation, cellular component: ribosome; mitochondrial small ribosomal subunit. Lineage: Eukaryota; Metazoa; Arthropoda; Insecta; Lepidoptera; Papilionidae. Gene Ontology annotation, molecular function: small ribosomal subunit rRNA binding; structural constituent of ribosome.
UUGACGGGAACAUUUCAGUGAAUUUCGGAAAUUCCUGAUUACUUUCGAUAUUUUAUAAUUUGUUAUAGUUAUGUAAAAUGAAUUCUUUAGUUCGCGCAGGUUUUUCAUUUGCUAAAAAUGCGGUUGUGUCCACAUCUAUUCGAUCUAUUUCUACAACCAGACAAUUAAAUUUGAAAGAACUGCGAGAACGUACAGAGGGCUCAACGCUAGUAGUGGAAGGUGUAACUGUGCCUUCACCUCGGACAAAUUUGCUUGUUCGUGCUGAAGAUUUAGCAGGAUUUGAACCAAGUGAAGGAACGGCAGAAAAUCCCUGCUAUAUGUGCUCGUUGGGACUAGAUGUGAAACAUACCGAUGUACUUAUUCUAAGCCAGUUUGUACGAUCCGAUGGCUGUAUGUUACCCCGACGUAUUACUGGGCUUUGCAAGCGACAACAGAAAAAGAUUGGUAAACUAGUAACUAUGGCCCAGAAAGCAGGUCUUAUGAUCAAUCUCACUCCAGCAAACUGCCAAAAGGAUCCCAAGAAACGGAGAUUGUACAAAAAGUUCAACACAUACUUUGAUGAGAAAACAAUAUUCAUGUGGAGAAUCCCCAAACCCACAGAUAGAUUUAAACGAUAAUUUUAUCAAUAAAGUGUAAAUCAACAAUAACGGAAAUUAAAUGUAGUCGCUACA